This is a messenger RNA of Grammomys surdaster, 558 nucleotides long. Its product is annotated as oocyte-secreted protein 3-like. The record is from RefSeq and is a predicted model, not a curated record. The transcript has 5 exons. Bases 1 to 558 code for a protein of 185 amino acids. NCBI's taxonomy places the organism in Eukaryota, Metazoa, Chordata, Mammalia, Rodentia, Muridae.
AUGAAGGCCUUCAUUGCUACAGGACUGCUGCUGCUCAUAUUUGGAAUGUGGAGAUGUUCUGGGAUACAGCAAGUAUCCAUGGAAUGCAAUUACUUUAAAUUCCGAGUUAUAGCUAAAAGGGCACUGUUUUUCCCAGAUGAAUUCGUUGACCCUGAUGAAUUAUUCCUAGGGCAAGACUGCCCAGUAACUUCCAUGAGACCAGAUGAACUUGAAUUUUUUUAUGAUAUCAGUUCCUGUGGGGCUUUCAUAGAGCACACAUUUGAUGGAACUAUUGUUAAUACUUGGCUCACCUAUAAGCCCAGGAAUAUAUCUUUUUCUGCUGAGCUUCAGCUGCAGUGUGUCAUUCUCAGAUACUCUUCUAAUGAGGCUCCUUGUAGACAUUAUUUUUAUGAUCUUAACCUAGAAUGUCACCUUCCUCCUCAAUGCUGGUUCCUCGUACUGAGGAGAUACUGCAGUAUUUGUGGCUAUGUCCACUUCCUAGAAAACUGGUCAAGGCCUUUUCAUGGGUGGAGGAGUGAGUCCUUUCAAAGACUUUUGCAUCGUUUACUUCACCACUGA